AUGGCAGGCCAGCAACGCGCGCCCUUGCCGCCUGUCGAGCGCCUUAGCCCAGCGUGCAUCCGCAUCCUGGGAGGUAACCCGGGCAAGUUCACGCUGCAAGGUACAAACACCUAUCUGCUCGGCACGGGAAGGCAGCGAAUCCUCAUCGAUACGGGGGAGGGCCGCCAGGCCUGGUUGGACUCGCUCAAGGCCACUCUCGAGUCCGAGGCGGCCACCGUUCAAACCGCCCUCAUCUCCCAUUGGCAUCAGGAUCACACGGGCGGCAUCGCCCAGCUGCAGAGCCUUGCCCCGGGCGCCACCAUAUUCAAAAUGGACCCGGCCCCUGGCCAGUCGCCUAUUGAGGACGGCCAGGUCUUUCGUGUUGAUGGAGUGACCCUCACAGCGGUGCACACGCCAGGCCACACCGUGGACCAUGUCGUCUUCGUCUUAGAGGAGGAGGACGCCAUGUUUACCGCCGACAAUGUACUCGGCCACGGCACCGCCGUCUUCGAGGACCUGGCAGCCUAUCUCGCUAGCCUUUCCAAGAUGCGGACCCUCUUCUCCGGCCGCGCGUAUCCUGGCCACGGCCCCGUCGUUGAGAACGGGCCGGCGCGCAUCGCCGAGUACGUUGCCCACCGGAGGCAGCGCGAACAGCAGGUUCUAGAGGUCAUGUCCUCCAAGGCCUCGGCUUGGAGCGCCAUGGAUAUUGUCAAGGUGGUGUAUCGGGACGUCCCCGACAGCCUCCACGCUGCGGCUUGCGGGGGUGUCGUGCAGAUAUUGGACAAACUGCAGCGCGAAGGUCGAGUUGCCGGCGUUGGCGACGAAUGGGGUCUUGUUGGCGACAAGCCCGUGCUUUGA
Messenger RNA from Purpureocillium lilacinum, 837 nucleotides. RefSeq lists its product as uncharacterized. Gene Ontology annotation, biological process: secondary metabolite biosynthetic process. The record is from RefSeq and is a predicted model, not a curated record. NCBI's taxonomy places the organism in Eukaryota, Fungi, Ascomycota, Sordariomycetes, Hypocreales, Ophiocordycipitaceae.